Messenger RNA from Cetraspora pellucida, 942 nucleotides. NCBI's taxonomy places the organism in Eukaryota, Fungi, Glomeromycota, Glomeromycetes, Diversisporales, Gigasporaceae. The record is from the annotation of a GenBank genome assembly.
AAACAUACGGAAAAAGUUUUAUUUGAGGUUUUACAAAAAAUUGUCACAGAAAAAGAUGUCUUAGCUGAAAAAACAAUGAGCCUUUUAAGCAUUUUUGAUGAGCAUAUGUGUUCUUUUUCUAUACAAUGGGAUAGUGUCUGUUUAAAAGAUGAGAGGAAAAAAACUAGCACUGAACAAGAAAAAGAGAUACAAAUACGAAAGGAGAAUGAACUUGAACUUCGUUCCCAACAAAAAAAUCUAAGGAACUAUUCACUGAAUUGUUCUGAAGAUGAUACUGAUACACAUGUCUUUCCAGUGGAAUUGGAACCCAAUAAUCUGGAGUUGGAAUCUAAGUGUCUUUACGAUGCAGCGGAAUUAGGGUUUAAUCUGGAUGAAGAAUUCGAACAACAUGUGGAAACUUUAUAUUUUAGCAUUGGAUAUUUUCUAAAUGUUGAUAAAGAAUUCUCAAGUGUUAAUUUUGCACCUCGCAAAACGAUGGCCACCGAAAUAGCGAGCUUGAAAAGUAAUAAGCAUAAUAUUACGAGUUUACAAGAGCAUAAGAAAGAUGUAAGAGUAGCUUCACAAUCGUGCCCAAGAUCUAAUGCUAGAAGGACUGAUUACGAUUUCAAGUUAAAAGGGUAUGGAUAUUAUAAAAGUACUGUAAACCGAACAAAUGAAACAGUUUGUUCAAUCCAUAAUAUCAACCUUUUAUCUAAAGAAAAAGAUACCCAAGUGUUGGGUCAAAAAUCAAAUUCAAAAGGAAAAAGUCAUGAACUAUCAUUGUUAGAAAUUUCACCCGAAUUAAUUAUUUCAUAUGUACCUCAACUUGUUGAUGUUCUAAUUGAUAAACUAAGGAUGUCGUACACUCAACUUGAUAUUCAAUUAACUGACGUGUCAUUUAUCAAAUUCAAGCAAGAAGCAGGCCAACGAUUAUUAAAAAUCCCUCAGAAGUUCCAUAAAUAA